Molecule: messenger RNA, 423 nt
Organism: Exophiala bonariae
Lineage: Eukaryota; Fungi; Ascomycota; Eurotiomycetes; Chaetothyriales; Herpotrichiellaceae
Exons: 4
Coding region: 1-423 (140 amino acids)
Molecular function (GO): carbon-sulfur lyase activity
Source: RefSeq, a predicted model, not a curated record
AUGAAAUACCCCGGCGGCUGCUACUGCCGCGCGAUCCGAUACGAGAUCUCGCUCGACGACCCAGACGACGCGCGCACCAGUCUCUGCCACUGUGGGAACUGCAAGAAAUUCACAGGCGGACCCUUCGGCAUCACGACCAAGAUCCCCAAGGCCAGCUACACGGUGACGGAGGGCCAGGACAGCGUCAAGGCGCACGAGGCCGAUAACGGGGCCGGAACGCUGCUCCAUCGCGAGUUCUGUCGCGAGUGUGGGAGUGGCUUGUUGGAAUAUGGCGCCAAUGCCGGCGACUUCAUCUAUAUCUUCUACGGUACGUUGGACCGCCCCACGGAUUUGCCGCCGAAGGGGGAGUUCUUCUGCAGUAGGCGGGAUGAUUGGAUGCCGGAGGUCCCUGGGAUUUUCCAUAAGCAGAAGAUCAAGGAGUAA